Cladophialophora yegresii CBS 114405 is the source of this 816-nucleotide messenger RNA. RefSeq lists its product as uncharacterized. The transcript has a single exon. Lineage: Eukaryota; Fungi; Ascomycota; Eurotiomycetes; Chaetothyriales; Herpotrichiellaceae. Bases 1 to 816 code for a protein of 271 amino acids. The record is from RefSeq and is a predicted model, not a curated record.
AUGCCGGCCGCGACGGGGCCCAUGAAGAUGUAUGUUGGUCCUGUGGGGGACGCGACGCAUUGCGAGAAGGACGACCCGGUGUUGCACGCGAAUGUGCCGGGUGUGCAUGGGAAGGGGAGGGCCGUAGAUGUCGGAGAGGUUGAGGAUGAAGAUGAAGGUGGAGAGGUGGAGGGCCUGGUGGGGGUUGAGGUUGCUGAGGGCGAGGAUGGGCUUGAGCUCGAAGGUACGGUGGCUAUGCUUGUUAGGAGCGUGGUGGUUGAUGACGUUGGACCGGCAGGGACAGUGGUGGAGAGGGUUGUAAACAUUGGGGAUGUUGACGAUGCAGAAGUGGUCGUGUUGGUCGUCGGGAUUGCAGAUAUGGUCGUGAUGAAGGUCGUGAAACUCGUCGGCACUGUAGUAGGCAUUAUCAUCGUCGUAGCCGUCGUGGAGCUGAUGAGAGAGGAAGGGGAGGCACUAUUUGAAGCACCGGUGCUCGUGGAAUCACUGCUCAGGAAACUAGUCCCUGUCGUAGCUGGCAAAGGCAAGACAGUGACAGUCAUGUUUAGAACGGGAAAGGAAGUUGCGAGGGUUGCGCUGGUGCUCAUACUCAUGCUCCUGCUUGCGCUCGUGUUCGUGAGGAUAGUGCUGAGAGUACUCGGGGAGCUCAUUGGGCCGGAACCGGUGAUAGUUGUUGAGCUCAGCAUAGAUGAAGGGGAGGGGGUCGUCGGCCAGAUUGUCGUUGACACAGCAGCAUUACUGGUCGUGGAGCUGGAACGAGUAGUUGAUAAGUACACGCUUGUCAUGACUGUGCUUGUCGUGGACGGUAGCGCGUCCUGA